Purpureocillium lilacinum is the source of this 1068-nucleotide messenger RNA. RefSeq lists its product as uncharacterized. The record is from RefSeq and is a predicted model, not a curated record. NCBI's taxonomy places the organism in Eukaryota, Fungi, Ascomycota, Sordariomycetes, Hypocreales, Ophiocordycipitaceae. Gene Ontology annotation, biological process: sulfate assimilation. Gene Ontology annotation, molecular function: 3'(2'),5'-bisphosphate nucleotidase activity.
AUGUCAGCCAAGAAUUGGCAGCACGAAUUGGACGCGGCGCGCGGCGCUGUCCUGCGCGCGGCCAAGUUGACCAAAAACGUGCUCUCCACCGUCAGUGAAGUCUCCAAAGCGGACUCGUCGCCUGUCACCGUCGCAGACUUUGCAGCUCAGGCACUCAUCAUCAGCAUCCUCCACGAGAUAUUUCCGGAUGACGCAUUUGUCGGCGAGGAGGAUGCCGGGGUCUUGCGCCGCGAAGCCGGACUGAGGGAGCGCGUGUACGAGAUCUUCUCUGCGGCUCGGGACGAGGCGACGGACCAGCAGGGGCGGCAGCAGCAGCGGUACACGGUGGACCAGAUGCUCGAUUUCAUCGACAUGGGCGGUCGCGGUCAUGGCGGCGCACAUGGGCGCUUCUGGGUCAUGGACCCGGUGGACGGGACUGCCACGUUUCUGCGCGGCGAGCAGUAUGCCGUGUCGCUCGCGCUACUGCAGGGCGGCAAAGAGGCGCUCGGUGUGGUCGCCUGCCCUAACCUGAAACUCGACGACGCCGGACGGAUCCGCGAGUCCAGCAUCGACAAAGACGGACUGGGCAUCAUGCUCUCCGCCGUCAAGGGCCAAGGAGCCACCGUCACCGCCCUGACCUCUGCCGACGCCAGCACGCUGCCGGAACCCGUCUCGUUGGAGCAGCUGCAACCGCCGUCCGAGCUCUCUGGCGCGCACAUAGUCGACUGCUCACUCAACCCGGCCGCCAGCCGGGCCAAGAUGCAGGAACUGGCUUCUCGACUCGGCGCCGAGUUCCCCGGGACGGACGUGUGGUCGUCGCACAUCAGGUACGCGGCGCUGAUUGUCGGAGGCGGUGACGUCCUGAUCCGCAUCCCCUCUUCGUCCGGCAGCAAGUCCUGCAUAUGGGACCACGCAGGUGCGCAGCUCAUCUUCACCGAGUUGGGGGGCAAGGUGACCGAUCUCGACGGACGUCCCGUCGACUUCAGCGUGGGCAGGUACUUGAGCCAGAACAGGGGCCUACUAUCGGCCAGGAAAGACAUCCACGCGCGGGUGCUGGCUGUUGCCCAGGAGUUGAUGCCGGACAAUUGA